UUCGCCAAACUUCCGGCAGUCCCGAUGCCGGGUGCCGGUGGGGGGAGGAGGGAUCGCGCCUCUCCCGACGCCCCGGCUUGCCGCGGAUGAUGGGAGUGGUGGUCCCAUCAUUUCCACGAGCGUCCCCCCCCAAAGCCUCCUGCGGGGCUUUUCGCUCCUCCGCGCGCCUCUCGGGGAUUCCGCGGCUGGGACGAAUCCCGGCCGGAGCGCUUUGCACGCGCUCAGAGGCACGCUCGCCCGCCGUGCAGAGCCCCUCCCGCGGCGCUAUGGGGAUCAACAAGCUGGCCGAGGUCAUCAAGGAGGGGGCCCCGGACGCCGUGCGCCCCGCCAGCCUCGAGCAGUACCGCGGGCGGGUAGUCGCUCUGGACACUUCCGUGGCCAUUUAUCAGUUCUGCACAGCCAUGCCGCAGAUCAUCAACCGCCAUGGGCAAAAUAUCAGUUGCCUGCAGGGGCUCUUUUUCCGAACGCUGAGCCUCUUGGAAAAGGGCAUCCAGCCGGUCUUCGUUUUUGACGGGAAGCCCCCGGAGCUGAAGCAGCGGGUGUUAGCCAAACGGGCCACCACCUCUGGAGCCAGGAGGGGGACUGCAGACUCCGACGUUCCAGCGCGGCCCCCAAGACGAGACUCGGAGACCCUUUUGACUCUCCUGGGGGUCCCUUACAUCCAGGCCCCGGCGGAGGCAGAAGCCACAUGUGCCGCCCUGGUGAAAUCUGGCCACGCCUGGUGUGUAGCCACGGAAGACAUGGACGCCCUCCCCUUUGGGGCCGUGCGCCUCCUGCGGCACCUAAGCAUGAAGAAGAGCUGUCUGGAAGAGAUCUCCUUACCCACUGUCCUGCAGAAGCUGGGGAUGACCCAGGAGCAGUUUGUGGACCUCUGCAUUCUGCUGGGCUGCGACUACUGCCACAAGAUCCGAGGACUGGGCCCCAAGAAGGCCCUGAAGCUGAUGCAGCAUCACGGAAGCAUCGAGGAGGUCCUGCGGAAUACCAGUCGCCAGAGCCACCCGAUGCCGGACGGCUGGUGCCUGGAGGAGACACGGCGGCUUUUUCUGCAGCCGGAGGUGACGGAUCCAGGCCAGGUGAUGCUGGAGUGGAAGGAACCGGAUGAGGAGGGCUUGGUGAAGUUCCUGGCGCAAGAGAAGUGCAUGAAAGAGAGCCGAGUUCGAGGUCGCCGGAAGAGGUGGCGGGAUGCCCGUCUGAAGCUCAGUGAGGCUUCCAAGUCCAAGGGCAAGGGCAAGUCAAGGAAGGCCACUGCCAGCCAGGCCAUGACGGAUUUCUUCCCGGUCAUGAAGCGCCCAAACAAGUCACCCACUCAUCAGUCUCCCAGGAAGAAGAAGCAGAAGCGCCAGGAAGAAGAAACGGAAGUGCCAGGAAGAAGAAGCGGAAGUGCCAGGAAGAAGAAGCAGAAGUGCCAGGAAGAAGAAACAAAAGUGCCAGGAAGAAGAAGCGGAAGUGCCGGGAAGAAGAGGCGGAAGUGCCGGGGGUCGUCUGAAACAGACCCAGGAAUUGGAACAGUUUCCUCCCUGGCCCAUUCCCUGGUGCUCCCUGAACUUGGUAGUGUCCCUGCAGACGUUUCAUUACCAAACUAGGUAACCCCAUCAGCGUGCCAUCCGUUCCCUUUGUCUUGCACUAGACGCCUCCUCUGGUUCCGGGAAAGUUCUCUGCUGUCCUUCAACACACAAAACCGUCGACACAAGCAUUGUAUCUUGACAGCUGAGCAAAGUCAGCCAAGAGGUUGAUGAUGCCACCUUACAAAUUAACCAUGGUUCGAUAGAAUAUUUGCGGCUGAGGGUUGGGCUGUGGGGGGCACCCCGGUGCUCUCUGAGCUUGGUGGGUUUUUUUGCGGACGUUUCAUAACCCAACUAGGUAACGUUAUCAAGGCUAGAAGGGAGUGGAGUUUGCGGAGAAGAAGAAGAGAAAAUUGUGGGGUCCUUGGUGCUCUCUGAGCUUGGUGGUUUUCUUGCAGACAUUUCAUUACCUAACUAGGUAACGUCCUCAGUGCCGGAGGGGAGUGGUGUUUAUGGAGAAGAGGAGGAGAGGGGAGGACUGUGGGGUCCAUGUUUCAUAUUGCGCAGUUUCAUGGAUCACAGACAUGGAAAAUUACCUUAAUAGACAAUUUCUACGUUCUGCCCCUUUUGCUUUGGGGAGACAAUAAAAGGAGGCAUCAAGAGGAGAUCUUGACUGUUUCCUUCCUCCCCACCUGUUUAAAUGACAGGCGGGUUUCUGCAGAAUCUAUCUUAGGAGAAAGCUCUUGAGGGUUGGCUGAUCUGUGGCCUCAUUAAGCUGAUGCAUAAUAACUAACCAAGGAAAGAAGCAACCUGAAACUAAGGAGAAACUUCCUGACAGUGAGGACAAUUAACCAGUGGAACCACCUGCCUCCAGAAGCGGUGAAUGCUCCAACACUGGAAGUUUUUAAGAAGA
Messenger RNA from Crotalus tigris (Tiger rattlesnake), 2415 nucleotides. RefSeq names its product probable flap endonuclease 1 homolog. The record is from RefSeq and is a predicted model, not a curated record. Gene Ontology annotation, molecular function: magnesium ion binding; DNA binding; manganese ion binding. The transcript has 11 exons. NCBI's taxonomy places the organism in Eukaryota, Metazoa, Chordata, Lepidosauria, Squamata, Viperidae. The coding region runs from base 87 to 1583 and encodes 498 amino acids. Gene Ontology annotation, cellular component: nucleus.